Messenger RNA from Bipolaris sorokiniana ND90Pr, 899 nucleotides. RefSeq lists its product as uncharacterized. The record is from RefSeq and is a predicted model, not a curated record. The transcript has a single exon. The coding region runs from base 204 to 734 and encodes 176 amino acids. NCBI's taxonomy places the organism in Eukaryota, Fungi, Ascomycota, Dothideomycetes, Pleosporales, Pleosporaceae.
GCUGGUGUGUCGGUUGGGCAAUUGCAAAAUUCACGAUGCUUUGCACAUGGGAUUUUGCACAAACCGGGGAGGGGUUUUGGAAAUCAUCGAUGCGCGGCUAGACCGCAUUGUUUAAUUUAUAGUCUGGCGCAGUUUCCUGCGUGUGGCUUUGAACUCGUCUCCGCGGAGGGCUGGCAGUUGAUGGAGAGAAAGAAAGCAAGACGAUGGUGAAGGAAGCAGAGAGAAGAAGAGAGCAGAGGCUGGAGAAUUGUGCAUUUCUAAGCUCACCUGUUCUGCCCUCGUCGUGGUGGUGCGACUCUGCGUGUGGCUAUUCUCGCGAGCGUCCUCAGCUGUUGCGACAACUACCCGCAUGUUUUUUGUCGCCACCCAGAGACCCAACUCAAUCGUACCCAAGCCUGGCAUUGGGUGGAACGUUCCAGGUUUUUCUUUUCUUUUCUUUUCUUCUCCCGUCUCUUUUGGCAAUCUCUUCUUUCGCGCCGAUUACACGGCCAGGUUUGCGCGGCCCGAGCGCGUGGGAGGUGGCCCUGAGCAUUGCGUGUUCAAUGGCGGUCGGUGGCGGCGGUGCUACUCCCCCGACCGACUCCGCCGUCGCCACCAAGGGAGUGGAAAGAGAGGUGCGGAAUGCAGGGGAGUGGAGUGGACAAGGCAUGGCAUGGAGCGGGACGCAAGAACAAAACUGUCGUGAACGGCCUUUUUCCUUGUUUUGCACCGUAUGUGCAGCAGCGAUCGACUAGGAUCUAGAUUGGAGAUCGUCUCCUGCCCUUCCGAUCCCCCCGCCCUUCUCCCUCCGCUCGACCCGUUGCCCGUUGCCCGUUGCCCGACUGUUCUGGCCCAUGAAAGAGCCCUAUGGUGUGGGUGCGAAGGACGGCGGGCGACACAAGCCUCAUCCACGCACUACU